Messenger RNA from Acipenser ruthenus (sterlet), 5168 nucleotides. Its product is annotated as zinc finger protein 507-like. The coding region runs from base 215 to 3205 and encodes 996 amino acids. The transcript has 7 exons. The record is from RefSeq and is a predicted model, not a curated record. Gene Ontology annotation, cellular component: nucleus. Lineage: Eukaryota; Metazoa; Chordata; Actinopteri; Acipenseriformes; Acipenseridae. Gene Ontology annotation, biological process: regulation of gene expression.
GAAAGUGUUUGAUGCCGAAAUCGAGGCUGGGGCAGUGACGACACAUUCCUUUCUGAUCACCUGACCCGUCGAAGAGAGGAUCACGUGACUCCUGCUCCAUCUCGGCCAUUUUGCGCGCAGUGUGAAAGCCGUCUGAUUUACUGCAUAGGGAAAGGAUCAAAGUCUUUAAUUUACGGAGGCCAAAGAGCAGCAAGAAUUACUUUACUGGACCAGUAUGGAGGAGGGCAGCAGUAUUUCAGUGCUGGUGCCACACAGCAGGGGGCAAGAAACAGUUCUAAUACCUGACAGGGUUGUGGGCUCCCGGUUGCAGGACAACGAUGGCAUACAAAAACAGAAAGCUACUGACUCUCUUAUCCAGGUCAUAGAAAAACUGAGCAAGAUAGUGGAAAACAAAAGGAAGAGGAGAUGUACCCUAGCGGGCAAGAAACGCCCUCACCUGUAUCAAUCUGUGGUUAUCGAGACCAAAGAGAACUGCGAAAUCCCUGCAAAAAUGGCAAAAGAUUCGGAUACACUUAAGCGAAAUGCACCAUCUGUUGUGCAGGAGGAAUACUAUUUAUCAGAGGACCCACAGGACACCUGUAGCAGGACAGUCACUUGCUACCAGUGCAGCCUCUGCAAAUUCAUUUCCCCAACCCUGCCUCUGUUGAAGGAGCACAUAAGACUACAUGACCGGCAAAAUGAGGUCAUAUUGAUGUGCUCCGAAUGCUGCUUCAUGUCCAAACGGCAAGAGGAACUGGAAGCCCAUGUCAAGAUUCACUUAGAUACUGAGGAGAUGCACACAAGUGUAGUGCAACAUCAUGGGCUUCAGAAUCUGAAUCUCUUAGCGGCAGCCGGGAAAGGUUUCGCAUACGCAGGGGGCCUCGGAGGCUUGCAGAUUAACAUGGAAGAUGAAGAGGUCAAAGGAAAUCUGGAGAGUUCAGUGGGAGACCAUGUGAAAAAAAAAUGGUACACAUAUGAGCAGUAUGGCAUGUACAAAUGCUUGAUCUGUAGCUACACCUGCGGUCAGCAGAGAAUGUUGAAGACGCACGCAUGGAAGCAUGCCGGUGAAGUCGAUUGCUCCUACCCUAUAUUCGAAGACGAAUCUGAGCCUGCUAGUGUACCUGCAGAGCCACUGCCUCAGGCUGAUGAAGCUGUUGUUGUGCUGGCUCCAGUAAGCAAACCAGCAGACCUCAACAGCACUCCUCCGUUUCAACUACAGCUUUGUACCUCUUUUAGAGGCGACAGUGGAAAGCCCAUUCUUGGCCAGACUGUUCAAGAAACCUUGGAGGAAGUGUGUCUGCCGAAGGUCGCAAGCGCAACAUCCCAGGAGGAAGUAGUUGAGAAACAGGCCGUUUCCGAUUUGGAACAGGAUAACACCACCUCGGAUAGCCUUCUCUCUUCAGCGCAAAAGAUAAUCAGCUGCAGCCCCAACAGAGUAGGUCAUGUCAAUGUCAUAGUGGAGCGACUUCCAGUAGCUGAAGAAGUAGGAGCCAGCAAGCAGUUCCUGAUGAGCCCCGACAUCGACAUCGACAUCGAGAAGAGGCUCAUCUCUGAUGAACCUGAGAUGACUUAUUACGAAGACAAUCCAGAGGUUUAUAAUGCCAGCAAAGGUACUGUUGCUGCCGAAGAGGUGAUCAUAGAUUGUUGCACCAAUGAGAAAAAGUGCGAGAGCGAGGAGGCUAAAGAAUUGACAGCGUCUGAUGAAAACGCCCCCCCAGUCCGGAGAAGGACACAUUCAGAGUCGCUGAGGUUGCACUCCUUGGCUGCCGAAGUCCUUGUUGCUAUGCCCACAAGAACUCCGGUGGCCAGUAUUAAAAGCAUUGUUGAGUUGAGCACACAAAGCCCUGAUACUGGUCAAAGGUACAUCGAUAUAACCAAUUCAGUCCAACACAAAGUAAUAUCUGCUAUUCAUAACACCUCAGAGGAUUUUGCCGAUUUGAAACGGGCCAGCACUGCACCGGUCGACUUGGAAUUGCAGAAUGCCAAGCCUGGGCUGUCGGAGGUGCCGGUCAGAAUGGGAAUCAGCAUGUCACUGCUCACGGUGAUUGAGAAGCUGAGAGAACGGACUGAUCAAAACACCUCAGAUGAAGAUAUUUUGAAGGAACUGCAGGAUAAUGCGCAGUGCCAACCGAGCAGUGACGCGAGUUUGUCUGGGGGCAACCUGGUGGAGUAUAUUCCGGAAAGUGAUCGGCCAUACCGGUGCCGUCUGUGCCUCUACACCAGUGGCAACAAGGGCUACAUCAAACAGCAUCUGAGGGUACAUAAACAGAGGCAGCCUUACCAGUGUCCCAUCUGUGAACACCUUGCAGAGGACAGCAAGGAUCUCGAGAACCACAUGGUCAAUCACUGCAAGACCAGGAUGUACCAUUGCAAGCAGUGUGAAGAAACCUUUUAUUACAAGAGCCAACUGAGGAAUCACGAACGAGAACAACAUGGGCUGCCUGAUACUUUGCCUGUGCUGUCGUCUGUUAAUGAGAGCACUGUGUCUGUUGCUGAAGAUAAAUACACAGAAGAAGAUCUGGCCUCUACCCAGAAAGUCUAUAAGUGUGAUGUCUGUGAUUACACAAGCUUGACAUACAUUGGUGUUCGGAACCACAGGAGAAUCCACAACUCUGAUAAGCCAUACAGGUGCAGCAGCUGUGACUUCGCCACAACAAACAUGAACAGUCUAAAAAGCCAUAUGAGACGCCAUCCACAGGAGCAUCAAGCAGUACAGCUCAUGGAACAGUACCAAUGCUCGCUCUGUGGAUAUGUAUGUAGCCACCCCCCUUCUUUGAAGUCUCAUAUGUGGAAGCACGCUGGUGACCAAAAUUAUAACUAUGAGCAAGUAAACAAAGCUAUUAAUGAAGCAAUUUCACAAAGCAGCAGGUCUCCAUGCCCUGUACCAAAAAGGAGUGAACCCGUUGAGAGAGCGGUCUCUGGACUUGCAGAGAAGUCGACGCUGGGUCCUGAAAUGCCGUCCUUGGCUUCGGAGGAGGACACGGGAGUUACAGAACCAUCACAGAUAUCCAGCUCUACAACAGAAACCAGCUCAGAAAAAAGCGUGAGCCAGUCCCGGGCAGGAAUGGAGUACUGUGUCCUGCUUUUCUGCUGCUGUAUUUGUGGGUUUGAAUCGACCAACAAGGAGCACCUGAUGGAGCAUAUGAAGAAGCACGAGGGCGAGAUCAUUAACAUCAUUCUCAACAAGGAGCGAAGCUCCCAGGAGCCCCAGCGCAGCACGCAGUAGACCACGAUGCACUGCUUCAGCUUUAUACAGAAGCAGGCAGGUUUUUAUAAGGCCUUUUAGGUGUAUGUGUUUUGUUUGCAGAGCAUUUUAUAAUAUCAUAUUUUGUAUUUUGUUUUUACAGUGUAUUCAAAACUUGACAAGCUUACUGUUUGUCACAUCUGAAAAUGAUAUAAGAUUGACCUCUUUCCAUAGCUGUGCUGGCUAUCCUCUUAUUGUGUACUGUUUCUAGACUUCCACUCAACAAAGAGAGCAGUUCAGAUUUUGAAAAUGAGUACACUGAGGUUCUAGAUUUAAAAUUGAAAUUCAAACAUUCAAAAUGUUGAAGGUUAAACUGCAGUCUUUUAUAUUUGUAUAGUUUUGGUGUAAUUUAAAAAAAUAUAUACUUUUCUUCAUAAAACCAGCUUCUCAUUGUAAAAAAACAGCUAUGUUAAUAAGCAAUCAUAGUUUUUUAAAGUUGAUAAAGGCAGCUUUUCACAAGUGACUGUAACAUAGACUCUAGGCAACAUUGGGUUGUACUCCAGCUGUAAAUAUCUUAUACAAAAUAUGCUGAUUGUGUAUUUCAGUGAUUUAGUGUGUAAAUACCUUGGUAUUUAUUAUUUAUUUUCUAUUUAUGCAUGUAGUUUUCAGUUUUAUUGUAACAAAACAAUGUAACAAUGCACCUUUGCAUUGUCUUCAUGGUGCUUCAGCUGUCAAGACAUCAUGCCAGGGAUCCUUGACCUAAAGAUAUAUCUGUACACACACUGUAUCUAUACUGCAACAGUAGUAUUUUCUUUUAGAAUAGUUUUGUUUAAGUAUUUUAAUUCUUAAAUCAAAUCCAAAUAGACCGUUGCACAUUUGUUACAAGGCACAAAAAAGUUUCUGUUUUAUUGUAGUUGGCAAACUGCAAGUAAGUAAUGCUUUUAAAGUUGCAUUAAAUUGCACAUGUUUAGUAUAGAGAAUACAAAUUUAUAAACUUGAUUCCGUUAAGGAGUGGAAUACUCUUUUCAAGAAGUAUUUCAGUUCUAAAAAAAUAUAUGGACUUAAUUGCUUCUUCCAGUUUAUGUGAAGUCCACCAAGACAGGUCGCACUCUCGAAAAAUAGGACAGGACCACUGUGAUUUUGUAGUUUAUUCCAUUAAAAGCAAUUAUAUGUAAGGUGUCUUCAGAAUUAGCAUACAUCUCCACAGUAAGAAACAUUUUAUUAAAGGUACUAUUUUGUUUUUGGUGCCUCAAAGAACCUCUUGUCUACCUUAUGUGGAAUUUGAUUUGAACAUACUGCAAUUUACAGUGUUUGGACAUUUAAAUUACUUCACACUGAUUUAUAUACUGUAUCUAAAAAAAAAAAAAAAAAAAAAAAAAACAGCCAAAAAUACAUUAUUGGUGCUCUUAACUCACAUUUGCCUUGGCAAUACUGAUAUGUUUUGUUAGUGAUUUUUCUUUAAAGGGGGGGGGGGGGUGGUGGUGAGAGACCUUAUUUGGUUGUACAAUAUACUUUUCUGAAUCAGUUAGGUUGUUUGUUACUUUGCAGGUGUCAUGCUGUGGGAUUUAUAUGCACAAUGCUUGUUGUGCCUAAGUCUUUAAACAGCAACCUUGCUUGACCAUCUGAAAUAUUCUACUUGGUACUACCUUAUUCUUGUGUGUAGUAUGUGAUACAAUAUUAGUUUAUUAAGGGUGCUGAAUUGAACCGGCCACCAAGUUUAAAAGUCUGAUUCUUCCGUCAUGUAAAAUUGAGGGGGUGGAUAAAUAGAUAUUUUAGCAUUCUUCUUCCAAUAACCCAUGUAAAUUCAAAUCUGCCUUAAUAUUUAUUUUAGUGACCUAUUAAUUAAACCCAAUGUGUAGAUGGGUGUGAUUUAUAAAUGUUUUAAUCCCCUUUCAUUUCAGUCUAUUUUGAUCCUUCCAAGCUUUCACAUAAUGCACACUUUAAAUCCACUUUUCUCUAGCUACUGCAUACAAUCAUUGUUCUGUAAAAUAAAUAAAUAAAUAAA